Messenger RNA from Symbiodinium necroappetens, 237 nucleotides. Lineage: Eukaryota; Dinophyceae; Suessiales; Symbiodiniaceae. The record is from the annotation of a GenBank genome assembly.
GCUACCCGGAGAUGCGGAAGGGGAAGAGUGCGGUGACCGCGGCUACGAGGGCUGCCGAUUGGAGGAGCUGCUAGCAUCUCCAGACACAGAAAGACGAUAUCCUUUCAUGAUUUGGCUGGAGAGUUGGUCGCUGGCCUCGCAACAGGCACCGCGCUUGGUGACCAAAUUUCUGGGAGUGGGUGGUCCACUGGCGCUGCUCACCAACAAAGCAAAGCUUCCCAAUGGCUCUUUGGGAUA